Truncatella angustata is the source of this 1449-nucleotide messenger RNA. RefSeq lists its product as uncharacterized. Lineage: Eukaryota; Fungi; Ascomycota; Sordariomycetes; Amphisphaeriales; Sporocadaceae. Bases 1 to 1449 code for a protein of 482 amino acids. The transcript has 3 exons. The record is from RefSeq and is a predicted model, not a curated record.
AUGGUGGAAUCGGCUGCCACCACCCUCGCAUCUGUCGUGGUGUUGGGGGCCGGAUUCGCUCUCGCCGGUUAUGUGUAUCACAAGUCUUACAAAGCCCUCCAGUUGAAGAAAAUGGAGAAUGCAUUUCAACCCGGUGAUCCAGUGCUUACUUUGGCUGCCAUUGCGAAGGAAGUACCCUCAGAACCGGAUCAAGAGCACUGGAUCCAGCGGGCAGAGCAAGCAAAGAUCGAUGCUAUCGUGAUGGGAGCCGACAAAGGACACUACCAUCUCAUCAUGGGCGAGAAGGGCAGCGGAAAGAGCUCGAUGCUACUGGAGGCGAUGCGCAAGAUUGAAGGGGAUGGCUGCGCCAUGUUCGAAGCCCAUGCUGAUCUCGAAAUAUUUCGAAUUCGUCUAGGGAAGGCGCUCGACUAUGAAUUCCAUGAGGAUUACAUAGGAGGCUACUUUAGCGAACGAGGUCCUAGGGACACCACCGCAUUACUCGAUAUCGAGAGAGCUUUGAACAAAUUGGAGAAGGUUGCCUUGUUACACCGGGCAAAGAAGAACAAGCCUCUUAUUGUUAUCGUCAAUCAGUGCCAUCUCAUUCGCGACGACGAUGAUGGCAAGGACUUGCUGGAGCUAUUGCAGCAGCGAGCUGAACAAUGGGCUGCUUCUAAUCUUGUCACGAUGGUCUUCAAUACAGACGACUACUGGGUUUACGAGCGGUUCAAGCAGUUGGCAACACGGAUGGAGGUCACAUCCGUCCACGACUUGCCUAAAUCUCAGGCCGUUGCCGCUUUGCAAAAGUAUCGGCAGCGAUAUUUCCAAGAGAAUGUCCCUAAGACACUCCUUGAGGAAGUCUAUGACCUUGUUGGCGGUCGAUUAUCCUUCCUGAAUCGCGUCGCUAAGUCUACAGACAUGUUGAUGACAUGCGACAAAAUCAAGGAGACAGAGAAAACUUGGUUUCUCAAUCAAUGCUGGAUUCUGGGCAUGGAGAUGGAUGAUGAUGUUAUGGAUCAACAGAAAUGGGCUUCGGCAGCAAUGGUUCUUGCUCAGGCUCUCGUCGAUAAGGAGGAGGAAAUGGACAAGACCUAUGACGACAUCACCGGCCACGUCCUGCCCACAUACCAGAUGCACAAGGCCCAGCAGAUCAUGACGCGAUCUGACUUUAUCCGCGAUCUCGAUCGUCUCAAUCUCUAUACUAUUACCAGUACCGCUCAAGUCCGAGCCAGCUCCGUUCCUAUGCACCGCGCAUUCAAGGAGAUCUGUGCUGAGCCAGGCUUCCGCAAAUUCCUUGCGGAUACGCUUCAGCGUAUUGCCGACAUCGAGUCUCUCGGACGUACGAGAGAACUUGUGGCCAAGGACCUCGUACUCGGUGCAGAGUAUGAGAUAUCUAAGGGAUGGAGUGGAAAGAUCAACGUCAAGAUCCGUCAGAAAGAAGAGGAAGAUGAUAAGAAUGAAGAUGACAAAUAA